AACGACGCCAAAAAACGAGCGAAAAGAAAAAGAGCACACAAGCAGAUCACAUUCAGCCAUUAGCAUUUAGUUUGUUGGAUGACAACUUGAAAAUGUUCAAAUUCAAAUGGGAUUCAAGUUCAACCCAGGACCUUGUACUUCAUAGGCAGAGUCACUACCCACGAAGAAAGAUACAGAGGCCGUUAAAACACAAAAUAAUUCCGGUGCGGAUUUACCUGCUAUAUUUUUUAAUACCACCCAAAGGCCGAAAAUCUAGGAAAGUCAAGUUCUCAACCACUGAAUCAAUCCAGGGCUUAUUAGUUCAGAUAGAUGACGCCGGAGAUAUCGACAGCGUAAUCGCAGCCCAGAAAGCUAAGGCUGCAGCCCGGAAGGAUACCGUGCAACCCUUCGUGCUCAUACAAAGACCGCUACAAAACUUCGCCCAGAUAUACAUCGUUAUUCAUGAUAUCAAAUACCACGUGCAUUCAGCUGCAAAGGCGUUCGACUUAUUGUUUAAGAUUUACCACGUUUUCCACGCCAAGUAUCCCCAAGUGUGUGAGCACCUCCACGUAAUUAUUCAAAAAAAGUGUAUCAAAUCCAUACGGCGUAUGAUACAGUAGGUACCACCGUAUAUAGUUGACGUUUUAAACUUAGAUGUGUAAAAUUUGGUCUUUGUAUUUUUAUUAAUAGUAUAGGAUCCGUACUAAGCUCGAUCUUCACCAACGUGUUAACCAGAUGAAAAUAAGUUUCUGAACAUGUCUCCUCAAUAAAAAUGAAUGGUCAAGAUUAUU
Messenger RNA from Leguminivora glycinivorella, 770 nucleotides. RefSeq lists its product as uncharacterized. The transcript has 3 exons. Lineage: Eukaryota; Metazoa; Arthropoda; Insecta; Lepidoptera; Tortricidae. The record is from RefSeq and is a predicted model, not a curated record. Bases 93 to 599 code for a protein of 168 amino acids.